Exophiala oligosperma is the source of this 1779-nucleotide messenger RNA. RefSeq lists its product as uncharacterized. The coding region runs from base 20 to 1744 and encodes 574 amino acids. The record is from RefSeq and is a predicted model, not a curated record. Lineage: Eukaryota; Fungi; Ascomycota; Eurotiomycetes; Chaetothyriales; Herpotrichiellaceae. The transcript has 4 exons.
CUUCAAGUUGUAUUUCAAGAUGCUUCUUCUAACCUCGUUCAUUCUAUUGCUAUUCCAUCUGUGCAGCUCGCACUCGCAAUCUUUCCAACCAUGUCCCAUUCUCGGUCCACGGUUUCCUCUUCCAAGCGGUCUGGCAAGUGACAAUAUCGUUCAAUCUGCGCUGAAAAAUGUCACUGCCACCCUCGAUGGACUUGUUUCCACCUCCAAUAGCACCUAUGGGACAAUUACUUCCAACACAACUUCUUUCUCCAUCGGUCUAUUUACUUCGAAUGAUCCUUCGAACUAUUCACAUCCAUUCUUUUAUGAGUACCACUACACGGCGCCCCUCAUAUCCAAAACAACACCUGGGACAUCGAAACUUGAUUCGGACAGCAUUUUCCGCAUCGCCACAGUCACAGAAGUCUUUACAGUCUGGGUGUUCCUCAUCGAGGCUGGAGAGGCACAUUGGCCCGACCCGAUCACCAAAUACAUACCAGAACUAGCAAGGGACCAUGGCCAGACCCCUUUUGGACACUUUUCCUGGGACGACGUGACACUUGGUGAUCUGGCGGGACACCUUUCAGGAGUGCCUCGAGAUUAUGGCAUCACCGAUCUGAGCGCGCGGAAUAUUUCACUUCCAAAUCCGCUGAGUGUCACGAAAUGGUCUGGUUGUCUACAGCCAACCUGUACGAGAAAAGAUUUCUUCAAAGACCUACGCGCACGGUAUCCCGUUUAUCUCCCGGGUACAACUCCUAUCAUGUCGAAUACGGCUUUCCAACUGCUCGCCUAUGCCUUGGAGGGUAUCAAGAAGCAGCCAUACGAUGCUAUGUUCAAUCAAACAGCUAAUGCAAUAGGCAUAUCAUCCACUAGCUUGCACCGCCCACUGAAUAGCACAAAUGCUGUGAUCCCGGGGAUAAGUGGGAAUGAGAGCAGCUGGUAUACCGACUUCGGCGAUGAAUCCCCAUCCAUAUCAAUGUACUCUACAAUUGCCGAUAUGUCAAGAGCAGGAAUAGCAAUGCUCAAUUCUACGUUGAAUCCAUCUGCUGUGACACGGAGGUGGCUCAAACCAAUUGCACACACAUCGAACCUAGUCAAUGACGCCGGCCGCCCUUGGAUUAUCUACAAAUCAACCCAGGACCAGAGCCCCAUCAAUCCUGUCAUCGAUAUCUACACGAGUUAUGGCUCAGUGGGUCUAUAUAGCUCAUAUUUCGGGCUCGUGCCCGAUUAUAAUGUCGGCUUCGUCAUCCUCGCAGCAGAUGAAGUGGCUGCAGCUGAUCUCAAUGUCUAUGUCGAUAUUGUCGCCGAUAAACUCCUACCAGGACUUGAGAAAGCGGCAAUUAGCCAGGCAGGGCAUAGGUACUCUGGAGAGUACAGGUCAACCCAACCAAUCGCAUCUCUGAUCAUCGAAGAUCCGGACGACAUGCCUGGCUUGUCCUUAUCCAAUUUCACGGUGGGGUCAACAGACAUUCGCGAAGAAUUUGCAAGGCUCGCGGGAAUUUCUCCAUCAGCGCUGAGUAUCAGACUUUACCCAACGGAUUUAAUUGAAAGAAACGCGUCCGGAGGGACCAAGAUUGCCUUCCGGGCAGUUUUUCAGGACCAAGAUGCACCCAUUGACGCUGGAACCCCUACGUGCAUCACCUGGCUGAGUGUCGAUGCACUGAACUACAAUGGCAAACCUCUGGAUUUGUUCAUUUUCAGUUUCACCGAGGGACAAACAAGCGUCGAGAUUCCAGCACUCAAUCUGGAAAUAACAAAAGGUGGCUAGAUGGAGAGCAGCGCCAUCAGCCUCGUGGAGAGCCC